Schistocerca nitens (vagrant locust) is the source of this 3133-nucleotide messenger RNA. RefSeq lists its product as uncharacterized. Bases 32 to 1321 code for a protein of 429 amino acids. NCBI's taxonomy places the organism in Eukaryota, Metazoa, Arthropoda, Insecta, Orthoptera, Acrididae. The record is from RefSeq and is a predicted model, not a curated record. The transcript is spliced from 5 exons.
UCUGACAAGUGCUGCAGUUAAACACAAAACAAUGUGUGAAGUCAUCGGGACAGAAGCAGAGUUACUGAAAAUUUCACCCAUGUUCCAAGAACACAUUCUUACUGAUAUAUUGAAAGAUGUGAGUGGGCAGUCAGAUGUAGCACUUAGGAGUUACACAUUGUCUCCAUUAGGUGAUCAGGGAGAGUGCUACAUGAGUGACAUUAGACGAAUACGAAUUGAAGGCACGUCAGGUAAUGGCUCAAAAGCACAUAUUGUAGCAGUUGUUAUCAAAGCUCUGCCAUCAAAUAUUUGCCACAAAAAAUCUUUUAGAUUGGCAGAAUUCUACAGAAAUGAAGUACACUUCUACAAAGAGGUACUUGAGAAGUUGAUGGCAUUCCAGAAGAAGAAAAAGCCAAAAAAUCCCUUUACACAAAUUCCAAGAUGCUUUAAAGCAUUUACAGAUGGUGACCAUGACUUCAUUAUUUUGGAAGACUUGAGUGUGCUUGGUUUCCAGGCAGCCAAAGGACAACAAACAUAUAACUUUGCACAUUGUGCAGAAGUUCUAAAAUGCAUAGCUAGGUUCCAUGGUCUUUCAUUUGCUAUGAAAGACCAGGAACUGGAAGAAUUCAGAGCUGCUGCAGGCAAUUUGCAGGAAGUAUGGUACAGUGAAGCACUGCGAGAAUGGUAUCGAGGAAUGAUGAAAAAUAUACUGAAUUAUUCUAUGCAGGCAGUUUCCUUAGAAUAUCCUGACAGUGUAUAUGAACAAAAGAUGAGAGAAUUCUGUGAAAGUGCAGUUUACAAUAAAGCCAUCGAUUUUGUUAAGCCUGACAAGCCUCACUCUGUUAUUCUGAAUGGAGAUACAUGGGGUCCAAAUUUUUUAUUCCUUUAUGAUGGUUCUGAUGAGCAACACAUAAAAGAUACUCGUCUAAUUGAUUUUCAGAUGUCACGCUUGGCAAAUCCAGUAUGUGAUCUCUCAUUCUUUCUGUAUUCAAGCACAUCCAAGGAAUUUAGGGAGUCAAAUAUUUCAGAUCUGCUUAAAACUUAUCACCAAAGCCUGUCUGACAUGAUUCAAGAUCUGGGAUCUGAUCCACAAGUUGUUUACCCAUACAAGAUAUUUGAAGCUGAGGUAAAACAAUUCUCUGGUGUUGGAUUCAUUAUGUCACUGGAUGCUGUUGCAGUGAGCACAAUGGAUGACCGUGAUAAGCCAAAACUGAAUUUAAUGGAAGGAGAAGAAUUUAUUCCACAGCAUGAAAUUUGGAAAUUUCCUCCAUUAACAAAUAAGCAAACAAUCAAGCGGCUAGCAGAUAACGUAAAAUAUGCCAUAGAAAAUGGACAUAUUUAAUACACAAGGAAAUCUGUUUCAGCCUUUAAAUUUUCAAAAUUUCAGAUUACUGUUUUCAAAAGCAGAGCCCUGGACAGCAGUACAACUCAUGGAGAAGAAAAUAAUUUUUUCUGACUUUAUCAUUCAGUACCAUGUAUCAACAAGGCUCACUAUGUUUACACCCAGUGUGUUGUGAUUGUUCGCCUACACUAUUGUCAGCAGAUGUCAAAUGGAACCAUGUAGUUAUUAGUGAAAUUUAUAGACAAAUUUCACAGGAGUAUAUUGUUUUAUUUAUGAAUAAAAAUUCUUUAAAAUUGUCCUCAGUCCAAACAGAUUGUAAAUAAAUUGCAACAUAUAUGGGUCGCAGUUAUCAAGUAAAAUACUUGUCACAUUCUCAAGACAUCAAAACUGUUAUCUUAGCUUCAAAGAUGCAACAAAUGUGUUUAGUCAAUGAACACAUCAAAUGUUAAAAUGGCUCUGAAAAUUUUUGGAUCUGGUGGCGCACAUAGUUGUUAUUCAUUUAGCAAAUGAGAUAGCAGAAUGAUAUUUAUGAAAAGUGGGGGGAAGGGAGGAGAGGGGGAGACAUGACUGAAGGGCAACAGAGUAUAAGUUUGAUGUAACAUUGUUCCUUUGUUGUCAUCUAAGUACAUAGGACUCAAUUACACAGUACCAUUAACUGACUCUGAUGUUAACCUGGUGGCUCAUCAUUACAUUGAAAUGAUAAAUCACAUUGAUAAUUUCAGAAUUUUGGCUGUAUGGUUAUUAGUUUAAUUCCAUAAUAUGUGUGUGAAGUUAUUCCUGUAACAGCCCAACAUUCUUAAUUCACAAAACAACAGAGGUCUCAUGCAGUAAGCAGUGACUCAUUUUGUAAAAGAGUAGCAUGACAUGGCUGUAUCAUUCAGUUAUUUGUAGGCUGUCUGCACUUUGUUAUAUAAGGUAGAAACCAAUUCUACAUACAUUGCAUUUCAUAAUAAUGUGAAGAAAUAUGAGAAUAAGAUGAUUCAAAGCUGUAAAUGAAAAUUUUACAUUUACAUCUCUAUUGAGCAAAUUUUAGCUGUCAUUAUUUUAAUAUUUUUAAAUUAUUUGUCAAUCCAUCUAUAAGCAAUAAAUACUGUAUGGAUAUUUUCCAAACGAACAUGUAAAUUUUAAGUGAAGUAAUUACAAGGGAAAUGGGAUGUACAAAUAUGUACAUAAAACAAUACACCCAAGAUAAUAUAAAAUUAUCCAUACAAAUCUGUAUGCAUACAUGCUUCUGUUAUUAUAAAUUUGAGGUCUUUCCUUCAUAAGCUUAUACUCUUGCAUCCCCUAUGCAGCAAAUCAUUUCAUACACAAAUAUGACUCAGUAAAAGCUUGACAUCAAACAACAGUUGUCCAUCAGACUGUCAUAUUUGACAGGAUGAUGGCCGAGUGACAAGUGUGUUUUAAUGCUUUUCAAAACAGAAGUUUUGAUUGUAUGUUUGUUCUUUUCUUCUCUGUUUCACAUAUUGAAUACCUUUUGCAGUACCUAUAUUUAGUGGUUUUUGUAUUGAAAGUGUAUAUGUAGAGCGAAUUUUUGAUAGUCUGAUAUCUAGGUCUGACUUUCAUUUACAUAAUGAGCUCACUUGCAACAAACUGUGCAUGUCUGUGUGUAUUUUUAUAUAUACCUUUUACUGUGAAUGACCACACUAGCAUAUUUUUUUCUUGUCACACAAGUGAAGAUUCGGCUUUUCUGCAUUAUAUUUAGAAAAUAUCUUGUGUUUUAAAUGUUUCCUUAGGUGUGACUUUAACAUUUUGUUUACAUACGUAACUCUGACAUUACUGAACUUGUACUUUUACAUUGAAGGUUACAUUCUU